Cetraspora pellucida is the source of this 312-nucleotide messenger RNA. NCBI's taxonomy places the organism in Eukaryota, Fungi, Glomeromycota, Glomeromycetes, Diversisporales, Gigasporaceae. The record is from the annotation of a GenBank genome assembly.
AUGGAGUGCACUAGAUGUGGAGGUAUUUACUCUGCUGACCAGUUUUUCUGGAAUGAGACUAAGGUUAAUAAUAUCAUACAUAUUAAGAUUGAUAAUGCCACAUAUGUUGAUCAUAGCUUUCUCAAAUUAAGUGACUUUGUUGAACAUGAAAUUCGAGGGCUAACAGAUAAUCCAGAAAUAGAUAAAGUCAUUGAACCAAUUUAUAAGUCAAAAUUACUGGUUUGUCUAGACAUUGAAACCCAAAUUAUGACAUUAAAAGAAGUUUCCAAUCUUAUUAUUACUGAGAUUGAAAGAGAAGAUGAUUAUUCAUAG